UUGAAGCGCAGAUACAGACCGGGUCCCUGUCUUCCUCGUUUGGCGCCUUUAGUUCUGCAUCUGGUCCGAGAGCUGAGCCGGAAGCAGCUGCCGCGACUCAAGGUGAAGAUGGCGAGCGGCUCGGCUGCAGGUGAAGACAGUGAAGUGCUCCUGCUGCUUGAGGAGUACUGCUUCAAGAGGUCAUGGCAGAGGUCAAGAGGAAGGUCACAGCGGAGGCCACAGCUGAUGUCAGGGGGGGGCGCAGCACGUCUGGAGGGUGGAGGUGACAACACAGCACCCUCCUUCUUCUCCACCGUCCUGAAAGUUCAAGCUCGAAAAGGAUUCACCAGUUACCAGGGGGGGUGGGAGGCCGACAGCGCUGAGGAAAAACAUGACGCGUCUCAAACCAGAAGUGCAGCGGUGGAGCAGCUGGUGCAGAUCACUGAAUCAGCACUGGUCCCUGAAGUGUACGUGGAAAGCCAAGAUGAAAUCAUCCAGAAGCUGGUGGCCCUGAUGAUGACGUUUGGAGACGACAUUGAUAAGAAGAUCCAGCAGAGCCCAGUCCUCCAGCAGCAGCUCUGUAACAUGAACUACGACCUGUUUGAGAAGCUCACCUAUAGUGUGCAAAACCUGGUGAACCGGCCGGGCCGGGCCGCGGCGUCCGAGGAGCGUAUCCAGCAGCAGAACAUCGCCUGGGCCUUUGAGGUGACCAGCAGGCUGUCGGCCGUGGGCAUCGUCCAGCGGAGGAGAGUGCUGAGCUUUGGAAACAGAUACAUCCAGCAGCACCACGCCGCCUGGGUCCAGCAGCACGGAGGCUGGGAUGAAGUGUUUGCUGUCGACUGAGCUGCUCAGACCUACGAGAAAAAACCUCCAUUUACUCCAGAGGUGGAAAACUUGUCGUCCAGUUUCUUUUUCACUCGUUUCUUCAUGUUUGUGUAAAACUGUGACCAGUGUGACAGAGAGGCGGUGUGAUCCCUCAUGUUAUCACUGACUCCUGCUCCUGCUGGAGAAGGUCUGUUUUACUGUGACGGGGUUUUAUGAUAUCAGUAGCUGGUGCACAGACGACCUGUGCAGCUAAUUAGUCUUAAUUAACCCCAGCUUUCCCGCCUCAUUACCACCAGCUGAAACAGCAGUCAGUGUUUGCAUGUCCAACAACAGAGAAUCUUUAAACGAGUGUUUCCUACGGUGGCCCUGAGAGGUCAAAGCACUGCAGCUUAACAAAACACAAACAUCUUCAUCAGUUAGACGCAUGAGCUGCAAAUAUUCACAACACAACAGGAAGUGUUUCUAGGGGACACUAAAAAGUGACGGACCUGGUUCAAGCACACUUGUUCAAAGCUUCCUGACUUGUGAAGUUAUAUUAGCAUUAUGUUAGCGCUGUUGGAGAAUGAGCUAAAGGUGUUUGGUUUAUUAUAAUGUCAAUAUCCCGUUGCAUGUUUACAAUAAUAAGUUCUAAUCUAAUUUUAAGUGUAUUUAUUCUAUUGUAUUAUUCUAGUUUUUAUUGCUGAGUUGAUUCUUGUCCAAUACAUACCACCUUGUGAAACCUACAGAUGACAAACUGAACAUGAACUAUUAUUGCAAAAAUGUGCCGUUAGCUUAGCCUUCGGGUCCGUCACUUUUUAUUGUCCCCUGGGAACACUUCUGUUGCGUUGUGAGUAUUUGAAGAUGAAGAUGUUUUCUGAAGCUUCAGUGUGUUGAGCUCUCAGGGCCACCAUAGUUUCCAGCUGUGUGUGUGUCCAGAUGUGAGGCUGCACAGCAGUAAAUAGAUGUGAUGAAGAAAAACAAAAGAAGACAAAGGAAUGUCAAGCAACAACACACUGAAUGUUUUUAAUGCGUCACUUUUACUCCUGGUUCUGAUGUUUCAUCAUCGUCACAGUCCGUCUGCUUCACGUGAGAAGUAACUGACGUCAGUUCAGUCCACAGGAAAUAAAGACUCUGCUGGUCUCAGGUCAGUCCUGAUCUCAGUGAUUAAAUAAAGGUCAGAAUUAAACUUUCAUUCAUUUCAUCAUUCAGAUCAAUAAUUGAAGUUUGUGAGCGUGUUAUCGUUCUGAAAGAUAAAGUGUCUGCAGCUGUUACUUCACUGGACGAGGACAUGUCCAAUGUUCUGUCUCUUCACUGAAUCUUUAUAUGAUAAUUUUCCACUUUUAACUGAUAAAGGCAGAAAUAAUCUGUGGAUUAAUGAAACAGGAACCAGUCUUUCCAGUUUGGGCUCAGCUGGUCACGUUUUAUUUUACUGGAGGGUGAAACAGUUUCAGCUACAGGUCAGAGAAGCAACAUGAACACAGGUGACGUUCUGCAGAAGCGUUG
Messenger RNA from Seriola dumerili (greater amberjack), 2286 nucleotides. RefSeq lists its product as uncharacterized. NCBI's taxonomy places the organism in Eukaryota, Metazoa, Chordata, Actinopteri, Carangiformes, Carangidae. The coding region runs from base 109 to 822 and encodes 237 amino acids. The record is from RefSeq and is a predicted model, not a curated record. Gene Ontology annotation, biological process: regulation of apoptotic process. The transcript has 7 exons.